Molecule: messenger RNA, 1833 nt
Organism: Oreochromis niloticus (Nile tilapia)
Lineage: Eukaryota; Metazoa; Chordata; Actinopteri; Cichliformes; Cichlidae
Product: THAP domain-containing protein 5
Exons: 5
Coding region: 155-1537 (460 amino acids)
Source: RefSeq, a predicted model, not a curated record
CAUUUGACGUCGCAGACUCCAACAGCUGAUCGUCUUUCGUCACCCAAGGCGCCACGAGUUUACAACACAGCACGAGUUUCACAGACCUGUUUCACCUUGUUAUGAACCCAGCGGGACACGAAGACAGCAGCAGAAGUCACCGUAGCGCUCCGAGAUGCCAAAAUAUUGUUCGGUCCCAAACUGCAAGAAUGACUCGGCGAGCGACAGCGACAGGAAAAGCUUCUACAGGUUCCCUCUUCAGGACCCAGUCAGGCUGCAGCAGUGGCUGAAGAACAUGGGACGUGAGAACUGGGUUCCCUCUCGACACCAGUAUAUUUGCCACGAACAUUUUGCACCUUCAUGUUUCAAAGUGCGAUGGGGGAUCCGUUACCUUGAGAGAGACGCUGUGCCCACUGUGUUUCAGGAGGCUGAGAAACGGAAAGCCACAGACAAUGGUGAGAAGAAACCAAAGCGUCUUCGAACUAGCUGUAAUCCAAGCGUAUCGGUAUCAGAUGACAAGACCAUGGUUUUUGACGCAGCAGACAUGCAAAACACAGUGCACACUGUGCACCUGUAUCAGAUUGCUGUCGACCCAUCGCAACAAGAAGAAACCAGCUUGGUGCAAUUGAGUGAUGUUGGAGAAUCUGACUGCUCUUUUGAGCCAGAACUAGACUCACUGGCAACAGUAGACAGAUUAGAAACGGGGGUAAACUUCCCUUUAACUGUUUUACACACAAUAGAUCAUCUAAGUAACAGUGGGGAGAAGACAGAGGUUGUAGUUAUGUCUCAAUGUCCUGCUGGCGAAGGGCAAGAUGAGCUUAUGAAUGAAAUAACUGCGGCCAUUUUAACUCAGGGACACAGGCUGGUAGUGAAUGACUCCACCCUUGAGUGCACAGAUGAGGCUGUGGCCUUAAGUGGAGUUGAAGAUGUGACGCAUACCACAGAGUUGUUCUCAGAUGGCGACGACGACAACCAUGAAACUCAAGUCAUUGCCUACUUCGAGACGAUACCGAAUGUUUUGCCCAAAGACACCAUUACCCAGUUUACCUUUUCACCAGAAACGGUACUAUCAUCGGCUCUGAGCUCCACACCCAUCACAUCCACUCUGCCUAUAGUGUCCAAACACGCAGCACCUUCCCCCACAUCCCUGGUCCUCACUAUGGAAAGACUGGAUUCUGAAGGAGGAGAGGGAGAUGAAGGCAAGUCGGAGGACGACGAUACAGAGCAAGAUUACCAGCUCGAGGAGCACUGCUACCACAAGAACAGUUUGAGUAAGGAGCAGCUGGAGGGAAUUGUGUGUGAGCUACAGAAAAAGGUGAAAGUGCUACAGCAGCGGCACCGAAGACACCUGGAAAAACUUGUUGGACUGGAGAACACGGUCAGCCAGCUGAGACAAAGCAAUCUGCUGAACGAAGAGCGUCUGCAGCUACUUGAGAGGGCGUACGUACAGACCAACGGAGCAGUGUCUGAUGCUGGUGAGACGGUCACCAUCAUCUAUGAGGAGGACGAUGCUGCUUACUUGUAUACACCACUGAUAGAUACAGAGGCAAAGCUGUGAGGCCUGACUGACUGCAGACAUCCCAUCUCUGCGUCUGUGCCAAAAAAAUAAAUAAAUGAAAGAAUAAUGGGGCUUAAGCUGUUGAAAACAAAACACUACAAAAUUUUGUUCUUUUCAGUUUUGUCUCUAAUCCAGAAAAAAAUCUGUUUGAAAUGUGACUGUGGGUUAGUCCAUCUGCUGUGAACUUUCAACAAAUACGGAUCAAUAGUGGGACAGUGUUGAAUGUGUUUACCCUUUCAGCCAAUUUUGAUUUGGUUUGUGGUAAUGUACAUAUAAUUAAAAUUACUUCAGUUUGG